AUGUCAUCCCCAGAUUUGAAUCGUCUCCAUACGCACGACUUGGAGCUGGGAACGACCGAAGUCGUCCAGAAACAUGUCACCCGCAACGUCGUCCCACCAAGACGCGUGUCUCAGCGCCGCCUCGACUUCGAGCACGCCCGGCCUCGCUGGCUGCGCGAGUGCAUCGCGGAGGCGACCGGCGUCUUCAUGUACGUGCUGCCCGGCAUCGGCGCCAUCGCCUCCUUCACCUUCAAUGCCACCAACCCUGUCGGCUCCACGGCCUUUGGCAGUCUCUUCUCCAUCGGCUUCGCCUUUGCGCUCGGCAUCGCCUUUGCCAUCAUCACUUGCGCGCCCACCUCGGGCGGCCACUUCAGUCCCGCGGUGACCAUUGCUUUGUGCAUAUGGCAGGGGUUUCCGCUCAAGAAGGUUCCGUAUUACAUCUUUAGCCAGCUCCUCGGAGGCUUCCUGGCCGCCUUGGUGCUCAUGGGCAUCUACCACCAGCAGGUCGUCGAGAUGAAGGAGGCCCUGCUGGCCGCCGGCGAGCCUCUGGUUGCAAAUGGCGCCCCGGCGAGCAUCCUAUGCUCGUUCCCCAACCCGGACCAGACGAUGGGAUACGUCUUCAUGACCGAGUUCUUCUGCGACUGCUUCGUCAGCCUCAUCAUCUGGGCCUGCCUCGACCCGGCCAACCCCUUUGUCUCGCCUGCGAUUGCUCUCCUUGUCAUCGGCCUGGCAUACGGCGCAAUGGCCUGGGGUUUUGGAGCCAACACGCUGAGCAUGAACACGGCGCGAGACCUGGGUCCCAGAGUCGUGGCCGCCAUCUUCUUUGGUAGCGAGGCCUUUUCCUAUAAGAACUAUGCGCCCAUUGGCAUCUUGGUUAGCAUUCCGGCCAUGCUGGUUGCCACUGCCUUCUACGAGCUUGUGAUGAAGGAUAGCUUGAAUAUCAUCGAGACGGGCCAUGCUGUUCAUGCGGAUGGGGAGGAGGCGUUGGUGAGGCACAUUACCAGGACGACUACUGUUGAUGAGAAGCAUUGA
Trichoderma citrinoviride is the source of this 1011-nucleotide messenger RNA. Its product is annotated as aquaporin-like protein. Gene Ontology annotation, cellular component: plasma membrane. The transcript has 2 exons. Gene Ontology annotation, molecular function: water channel activity; glycerol channel activity. Bases 1 to 1011 code for a protein of 336 amino acids. The record is from RefSeq and is a predicted model, not a curated record. NCBI's taxonomy places the organism in Eukaryota, Fungi, Ascomycota, Sordariomycetes, Hypocreales, Hypocreaceae. Gene Ontology annotation, biological process: glycerol transmembrane transport; water transport.